Molecule: messenger RNA, 1263 nt
Organism: Dothidotthia symphoricarpi CBS 119687
Lineage: Eukaryota; Fungi; Ascomycota; Dothideomycetes; Pleosporales; Dothidotthiaceae
Exons: 2
Coding region: 59-1243 (394 amino acids)
Source: RefSeq, a predicted model, not a curated record
CCCACCCAUCCUUCUACGACAUCCCAUCAGCGUUCUGUUGCGGCACACAAAUCCAACUAUGGCACCAGUUCCCUGGCACCAGCAAAUCAACUUUACUAGUGCGCUUCUGCUUCAUUCCUGCAUUACCAUAUGGUUCAAAGAACUCAGUAACAGCCUUGUCCUUCUCUACCGCCUCAUUUCACGAGCCAAAGACAAGACCAGAGUAGCCGCCUCAGUCGUAUUCGAUGGAUACACGUCAGUUUGCUCGAAAGACCGUGACGGCGAGCUUGCCGAGUUGUAUUUUACUAAUACUGGCUUUGUUCUCCUGCUAGCCUCGCUCUCGUCGAGCAUUGCACUGAACCUGCUUCUCCCAACUCUCGCACUGAAUUUAUUAGUCGCAACCACUUUUGGAAUGGCAUUCAUCGCGUCUGCCAUGGUGGCGUGUCGAGAGAAGAGCGUUUUAAUGCCGGUGAUGGCGUUGCGACGCGCUGGUCGCUUCAUUUGGUCUGACACGCCGUUUGUGAAUUUCUUCACGCUGAUAUACAUUGCAGUGGUCUUGAAAGGGGCAUCAAAGCUGGAACUGAAGGAUUAUGUACUGUUUCGAUCUGUCGCGAUUCUGGAACUUGUGUUCAUGAAAGCGAGGCUGGCCGCGGCCGACGUAGAGACGCAGCGUACUAUGAUAGAGCGACUCGUCAAGAGCGAGUACGUCAUAAUCAACGAUCCGUUUCCUCCAAUUUUACUCUCGCCGCCCCCACCGCUUCAAAGGCAACACAUCAUCUCCUUUACCACUGCACAACGCUUGUCAGUCAUGUUAUAUAAGACAACCAUUGGGUAUGCACCUGGUUCUCUCUGUGGACCAUUCGGUCCUACAACUCUCACUGUACCUCGAACCCCAGGGCAUUUCGUAGACGAGGCAGAACAGUACGGUUGGCGCAUCUAUCGCGUCUCGCCCGAGCUUCUAGUCCUCGAAGAUUGUGUGCAAGACAUGGUCGCAACCCAGAUGAAGAAAGCAUCAACACUGGAGCGACGUGGGAUAAGGUCACGAUACACCAAGUUCAUAGCUUGGUCUCAUGGAGUGCUACUGCGACGUGUAGGAAGGCGUAGAGUGGUUUGGCUCAUGCGGAUGGAAGAGAAGGGGAGAAUAGAACAUGUGUGGAGGGGUAAUGCUAACCUGGUCACGGGUUUGACAGAGGUGUGGUUGAGGGAUAACUUCCAGCGGGCACUCGAGGGCGAUAGACACAUAGUCCGAGAGAUCGCAUUGUGAAUCGGUGCGGGAUAUUCAAG